AGGCACUGCCCCCGGUGUGGAGCGUCACUCUAACGCAAAAAGCGCCUAUACUACAAGGGAACACUUAUACCCAGAAUGAUCAAGAACGGACAUCACCAGGCGAGCAAACCGGGCGAAGGCACGGAGGCGAAGCCGUUCGCAAUCGCCUGCAGUCCCGAGAAGAGGAGGAGAAUCAUCCGAGUCUGGUGUGAUGGGUGCUAUGACAUGGUCCAUUAUGGACACUCAAACCAGCUACGACAGGCCAAGGCUAUGGGGGACUACCUUAUAGUCGGGGUGCAUACAGAUGAAGAGAUUUCAAAGCACAAGGGCCCUCCAGUCUUUACGCAGGCAGAGAGGUACAAGAUGGUGCGGGCCAUCAAAUGGGUGGAUGAGAUAGUGGAGGGUGCCCCUUACGUCACCACUUUGGACACCCUGGACAAGUACAACUGUGACUUCUGUGUGCAUGGAGAUGACAUCACCCUGACAGUGGACGGAAAGGACACAUAUGAAGAGGUGAAAACAUCUGGCAGGUACAGGGAAUGUAAGAGGACUCAAGGUGUCUCCACCACGGACUUGGUUGGUCGCAUGCUCCUGAUGACAAAGGCACAUCACAGCAACAUAGGCAGCUCAGACUACCAGCAGCAUACAGACAACUUUGGAAGGGGUCCCAAGGGCCACAGUCCCUGGACGGGAGUGUCCCAGUUUCUGCAGACAUCCCAAAAAAUAAUCCAGUUCGCGUCAGGGAAGGAACCACAGCCUGGGGACACUAUCAUUUAUGUGGCUGGAGCCUUUGAUCUCUUCCACAUUGGCCAUGUGGAUUUCUUGGAGGCUGUGCAUAAACUGUCAGAUAAGCCAUACAUUAUUGUGGGGCUCCAUUUUGAUCAGGAGGUGAAUCGAUACAAAGGGAAGAAUUAUCCCAUCAUGAAUGUUCAUGAGAGGACGCUCAGCGUCCUAGCCUGUAGAUAUGUCUCGGAGGUGGUGAUUGGGGCUCCUUAUGCUGUUUCAAAGGAUUUGCUGGACCAUUUCAAGGUGGACCUGGUUUGUCACGGGAAGACCGAGGUGUUUCUGGACCGAGAUGGCUCUGACCCAUAUGCCGUACCCAGGACCAGAGGUAUCCUGCGUAUUGUGGACAGCAGGAACAACCUCACCACUGAUGACAUUGUACAGAGGAUAAUCAAAAACAGGCUGCUGUUUGAGGCUAGGAACCAGAAGAAGGAGGCCAAGGAAAUGGCAAUGAUCCAGGCCAUGAAGCAGCGAGAAGAGGAUAAAGCCAAAGAGAGAGCCCAGGCUGUGCUGUAGGAAGUUUGGGAGCAGGCGCUGAUCAAAGACUGCCGAGACCCACCCCCUGUCCCAGCUCCACCCACUACCGCCCCCCACCUCAGCCCCAAUUCCUGCCCCAGGCACACCCACUGCCCCCCCAUUCGGUUCCUCUUCCUCCUUAGUUACAGGGUACAGAUGCAGCUCACAGUCUGGAUUUGUCACACCAACUACAACAGUCUGCCCACAUCAUGUAAAUAUGUAUUUUUUUGUAAUAUGAACCUAUUAUAAUUGACUGAUUUCUGUAUUUAUCCCUCUCAGAUUUAAAUACACAAUGGUAACUGGAUUUUUUUGCUUGUAUGAAGCACUGGAACGUAAUAUUGUUAUUUUUAAUACAGAGAGUGCAUUUUAGAUCGAGUUGUGUCCAUAACAUUUAACAACAAAUUUAAUGUCAUCUCUUUGAAAGGCACAUUAGACACUGUGCAGUUGGUAGAGAGACAUGUGUUUCAACUUUGACCUGACCUUCCUAUUUUAAAUUGUCUUUGAGACAAAUGUCCUUUGCCUUACUUCAGAUAUGUAUGCCCUUCUAUGUUUUAAACUACCUAGACAGAAAACUGAGAUUCCUGCUCACAAUUACUGAACUAAGUCACAAGAACUAACCGUAAAACUGCUCUAGAAAUAGCAUUUGGACUCAUAUAAAAAUAAUAAAAGAUUAACCUUGGAGAGAAACAGUUGAAAACUGCAGUCGACACGAAUAGGAUCUCUGUGAGUGUGUCACUGGUGUAGAUGAUGUAAAUGGCAUGAAAUACUUGUUUAUUUAGACCACAGUCCACGUAAAUCGCUGCUUGCGUGGCGCAGUGCCUAAUCAGCUGCAGUCGGUAAGGGGUGUAGUAACACGUCCAGCCACUGGAGGUCAGUCUGCCUCUAGAAAUGCUCGAAGUGGAACUCAGUUUACUGAAAGGUAUAUGCAGGCUAUGAUUGUCAGUGGGAGACAUGUGGUGUUGGCGGUCUCAUCGGUUAUUAAGAUAUAACCCACAUCACAGUUCUGACUCCACUUCAAUCAUGUCUUGACUGAAACUGUAUUUUUGCUCUUCAGGAAACAGCUAAAAAUGAAGGGUUGACAUUAGCAGUAUAUUUUAGUUAAAUAUUCAAAUUCAAAUUGUACUGUUAAUUAAAUGUUGUUUUUAAAACUUCCAAAGAUGUCACAUAAUAAUCCGUUCACCUGACGUUUAAAAUUUCUCCUUAAUGUGGACAACACGCUGCCUCGGUGUAAAACAAAAGUCAUAUCAGGUCCUGUGUAAGACUUCCCAGUACGGUAACUAUUCGAGUGACAUCCUGAAUUCAUACAGAAUCGUAUGAAUAAAUGUGGCUAAUCCGGGAGCAGCACUAGUCAAGGACGGAAAUCUGGUGAUACUGUCAAAGGGGCAAAGCAUCCCAUUGUAUUUGGUGUAUGUCCUUGUAUAUAAAAUAUUGUAAAAACAAAUUGUUACAAUAUAUCAUUGUCAGAAUCAUCAACAUCUGUUUUCUUGCCUUUUAUUAUUUAGACUUUUAAUUUUCUUCCUGUAAUGAUCUGGUUUAUUAAAUUAUUUGUACGUGAAAA
This is a messenger RNA of Electrophorus electricus (electric eel), 2836 nucleotides long. RefSeq names its product ethanolamine-phosphate cytidylyltransferase-like. Gene Ontology annotation, biological process: phosphatidylethanolamine biosynthetic process. The record is from RefSeq and is a predicted model, not a curated record. Lineage: Eukaryota; Metazoa; Chordata; Actinopteri; Gymnotiformes; Gymnotidae. Gene Ontology annotation, cellular component: cytoplasm. Gene Ontology annotation, molecular function: ethanolamine-phosphate cytidylyltransferase activity.